AUGGGAACCACAAACUCCCGUCACGCGGCAGGUGGAUACUCUCUCUGUGUGGUCCGCGCCUUGGCAGCGGCCAAGCAGGCCGGAGACGGAUCUUUUCAACGCCGUUGUGACGAACUUCUGGCAGUCUUCGGACCGGAUAUGGCAUCGAUGUACAUGCAACAGCUGGACGAUCUGGAAAAUGAACCAGGACGGCCGAUCGUGCAUAAUGCGAACGGGUCAAUCCCUGCAGUCGUUCAUGGCACUGACUCGGAUGGCUUUGCCACCGAGACAAGGAGCGCCAAGGCUGCAGAGGCUUACGCCGACACUCGCUUCGCACUGAAGGUUGGUGCGCCGUACAUCGACCAGAUAUUAGACGGCAGCAAGCAGAUCGAAAUCCGAAGUGGUCCAUGUGCGCAUAUGGAAAGAAUUACUCUCAUAGAGGUAGGGUCGAAACUCAUCAAAGGACGUGUGACCAUUCGGCGAUCGCGACACAUGACGACAUCUGAGAAGCAGCAACAUGCCUCGGUACUGAGCAAGCUGGGAUACCAGAAUCCGUGGGCCUGGGAGUUGCAGGACCCCGAAGUCGUCGAUCCUCCUAUCGCGGUGCCAGACGCUGUCGGCAACAACAUCGUCACCUGGGUCCCGCGCGUGCGAUGGGAGAAGUGGGAGCGGGGUCAAGCGAUGACGCCUUGCCCUCGCCAGGCUAAGACGCGUAAUCCUGGUCACUCAUUGGCCCAGAAAUGGCGUGAGCAACUCGAAAGCCGCAGACUCCAGGAAAAGCUAUCUACACCUCGACGAAUUUCCUAUAGCCAGCAGCGAGGGCGUGAGACGGGACGGUUGCGACGGAAACUGCCAGCUGUAUACGGGGCCGAUGGGCGCCCAGACGCAGAAUGGAUGUCGUCGCUCGCUAUGGCGCUUCAACAGUGGUGCCAGUACAAGUCCUGGAGGGCAUGCUCGAUAUGUGGGCGCAUGCAACAGCAACGCUACAUGGCGCAGCACGGUCGCAACAGCGAUAGGACGGAGACCACUGCCCCGCCUUGUGGAUUCUGUCGCAGUGAGGGAAAAUUAGGGUAUCGGUCGCCAAGGCCGGCGGAGGUCCCGAAGUCUUUGCGGAAGCUGACGGAACGUUGCAGAGAUGCGCUGAGGCCAUUCGACAUCUACAGAGGUCAGGAAAGUCGAGCACCGCAAGGUUAUUUCGUGCACGCGGACAUGAUUCGGUUUGCUUUUAAGACACACUCGGUGGAGCAGCAAAUUGCCAACUUGCCGAGUCGGAAAGAAAGGCGCCGUGCGAGGCGUGCUUUCCGCUGGCUCAUGCAGCAAGACACCUCGGCUUACCGAGACUUUGUGGACUUACAUCGCGCUUUCCUGCAGCGUAGAGACACAGAGGCAACAUCCGAGGCGGCGAUGCCAAGAACCGCCAGGCUGCCGGUUUCCUUCCUGGAGACAGUCGGACUGGAGUGCGCAGUAUGGCCUGACUUGUAUUGGCGGACGAACAUGACGGAAACAUUUGCGCGUUCACAGGACGUGCGGCGGCAGCACGAGACCACAGGUGCUGCAGGGGAGCAGGGUGAAAAUACAGACGAGGAAAACGCACAGAGUCGAGAGCGUCACAGCGCAAAGGCUAGCUUUUUGGCCAAAGCCCUGGGACCGCUGCUAGGUUACAGCGCAGACCGCGCAUUAGUGCACUACGUGUACGACUUAUGGUUAUGGAGUAGUAUUGGAGGCGCGAGAAAUGCGGCGAACCUCGGCGUUCGCGAAGCCCUGGCCUCGAAAUCAUUCAGUCCGGAGUUUUGGCGCCGGAACCACGCCGCUCUUGUCGAUCUGCAGCGGCAACAAGGUCUACCGUCACUGUUCAUAACAGUGGCUCCAUUCGAACCCAGUUUUCCUUACCACGUCUGGAUCCAGGACGAGCUCGAAAAACACCUGCGCACGCGGACCAACGUGCCACUCGCCGAGACGCUCCACAUUGCCCAUGUAUUGACGCAGAUCGUAAAAGGAUUUCUGUGUGGUCACGGCGACGGCAAGCAGUCGAGCAAGGAACGCCGAGGAGGCUAUCUCCUCGCAGGCGGCCCGAGCUCCGGCUGCGUGCGCGCCUGGGUGGGGCGCCUAGAGUUCCAGGACGGGAAGCGUCUCAGACACAACCACGGCAGACAACAGGCAUACCAUGGUAGCGGGCGUGUCCAUCUGCAUUGUUUGGUUUGGCUGCAACGAGCUGCCAGCCUGGACCUUCCUUCCAAAGUCCGUGCAGAUAUCCCGAAGGAAGAAGCGGAACCGGAGCUUCGAUGCCUCGUCAGGGAUUCUCAGCUUGACUGGCACGACAGUGGCUGGCCAUUGCGAGAGGAACCGUCAGAGUACGAAAAGGUCUCCAAGCUCUUGCGAUUAAGACAUCCGCAGGAUGCAUUCGAUCAGCAUUGCCGAGCUUACUUCCCAGAUCUCCUGCAGAGCUUGCGGUGUCACAUGGACGUCCAAGCGUCCGAUGGCCGCAGUUAUCUUCCAAAGUUUAGUGACUCCUUCGCAAGCGAGUUACUCUCGAACGAGGCUUCGACUUUCGCGCUGACCAGGCGGAUAUUGUGUGAGUACCACCCGUUGGAACCCGAGAUGGUCUGUCAACUGGCCGGCGCGCAGGUGCCACAGUUCUUCUGCAGUGGAGUUGUUCGCAAGUUCGUGGUACCUGUGCCAUGGGGCAAACCGGAACUUCCGAGGAUAGUCGACCUCUACCAGAAAUGUUCCUGGAGAACAAAGGAUAUGAGUCUGCUGGAUUAUUUGCGAAAGACGAACAACAAAGGAGGCAUUCAGCAGCGGUAUGCGAGAAAGCAUAAGCGUGCAGGAGUCAAGCAGCCCCUCGAAGACUGGAUCAAUGAAGUUCCAGCGGACGGAAGCGUUCUGGUGGCCCUUGUGACGUACUCGAGGUACAACGACAAGUUUUUCGGCCAGUGGUUGCUGCUGCAUUUCCCAUUUCGACAGUUGGAAGAGCUUUGGGACGAGCGUGUCCAGAGAGUCCCCGCGAGUCUGCGAUUCCUGACGCUGUGUCUACUGAAAGCUCCGACAUAUUGGCGGGAUUUGCGGAACUUAGAAGCAGACCUGGAGUUAGAAGCACAGUCACAGUUCUACGUCCAAAACCUCCUCGCGAUGGUCGCCGCGCGAAUUGAACUUGCGGAUGCCUACUUGAGUGGUGAGAUUUCUGUACGGGACUUUCCUAACGAAGUCUCCGUCUUGGGUGGCAGCCUGGCGGAUACUGGCGUCGAUCUAGCAGCAGACCAGCUUGGUGUUCUGGCACGCCUCCGAAAGAACGUAGGCGUAGCCCUAGAAGCGAGGUGGCCCGAGGAAGUGGACCACGUGACGCCGUGGAUUCGCUGGAUGGAACAGGACACGGUCGUGAAUGAAGCACUGGCAGUACUCGGCCCUGCUGGAAGUGGAAAAAGCACGGCCGUCGAGGUGGCAGCCCGUGAGGCCAUGCGGCAGGGAGCCCGCGUCGGCAUAGCGUGUCCUACAGGAAUGCUGGCAUCACGCUAUAGACAUCGAUUCCCGGAUGCAGAUGUCGAUACAAUCCAUGGUAUGUUUGCUUUACAUCGUGCGGAGUCGGACACAUUGGACCUGAUGAUGUCGUACGACCUAGUGGUUAUCGACGAAGUCGGCCAAUUGUCCGUGUCUAUUUUCGAAAGACUGAUGAGACUGUGGUAUGCAGCCAUGCGCCGUCCAGCCCUCUGCUUCGUAGGUGAUUUUGCGCAACUGCGCAGCAUCGAAGGGACGAAUGCAAGGCAGAGUCCAUGGUGGCGCCAAGUGAAGCGUAUGCAUCUGAGGACCAUGCGAAGGUGCAAAUGCAAAUUGCUGCAGUGGAAGUUGGAGCUACUGCGGCAUGCUAGACCGACCAGGCAACAGUUGCGCGACAUCUUGCGAGGCCAUCGUGCACCAGUGUAUCGUCCAGACGGGCAUGCGACCAUACCGACGUUGGUUGAGAUCGAGCAGAUCAUGGCGGAGGCCAGGUCAGCCGGACGCAGAGUGCUGUUCGUCGCGCUGAGCCGACGGGGUGCAGAUCACUUGAAUAGGCUGGCUCUUUUGGCUCUCUUCUGGCAAAGCACGCCACUGACACGCCUCCCUUGUGAUCCAGACGCCAACUUGAAUAACUUCCAAGGGCGACAGCAGGUGGCAGCGGAACCAACGGAGAUGGCAAUUUUCCGCGGCAUGCGAGUACUCCUCACCGUCAACGAGGAUAAAGCACAUGGCUUUGUUAAUGGCAUGCUCGGAGUCGUUCGUCGAGUUCGACGCAAUGCCGUGGAAGUCCUGACUGACGCAGGCGAGGUGCUUGCCGUGCAUCCAGUCACGCGAGAAGUCGAGAUUGCCGGCGGCGAGACGCGCAGAGUAACAUACUACCCUAUGAGGGCAGGAUAUGCGACAACGCUGUAUAAAGUACAGGGCAGCACGUUGGAGAGCAUUGUUGUGUGGUUCGAUGUACCUUUUGUAGAGGCUGCUGCUUACGUGGCACUGUCACGUGUACAGUUUGACUCGCAGUGGUCCUUCGUAGGUGACGUCAUCACACAACACUGCGUGCCGGCAAGGACGGACUAA
This is a messenger RNA of Symbiodinium natans, 4545 nucleotides long. Lineage: Eukaryota; Dinophyceae; Suessiales; Symbiodiniaceae. The record is from the annotation of a GenBank genome assembly.